GACGGACGCCGCGGCGUAGGCUUCGCGUCAGUAGCACGCGACCGUGCAGCUCCGGCUCGGGAUUCCGAACUUACAGCAUGUCGGUCAUCUUCGCCCCUGACUGGCUUCGCGGCAAGGCCAAGGUCAACCAGGAGACCAUCCAGCGGCUCCUGGAGGAGAAUGACCAGCUGAUCCGCUGUAUCGUGGAGUAUCAGAACAAGGGCCGAGCGAACGAGUGCGUCCAGUACCAGCACGUGUUGCAUAGAAAUCUCAUUUAUUUAGCUACCAUCGCAGAUGCCAACACAGGCAGCCUUACAAAGGCAGUGGAAUAAUCUUCUAGGAGGCUUUUGAUGCGGAAUGACAGAAUGGAACCCAUCUCCUGUGAAACAGAGACAGAAUUGUUAGUAACUGAGCCACUUGGGUGAGAAGUCUGUGGCUCUUUCUAGACUGAGAAGUUGCUGCUAACUGUACUAUAUUCUAAAUAUUGUAAAUAUUUUAGUAAUAAAGCAGACCCCGCUGGAAAACUAAA
Molecule: messenger RNA, 508 nt
Organism: Peromyscus leucopus (white-footed mouse)
Lineage: Eukaryota; Metazoa; Chordata; Mammalia; Rodentia; Cricetidae
Gene: Ss18l2
Product: SS18 like 2
Exons: 3
Coding region: 78-311 (77 amino acids)
Biological process (GO): positive regulation of transcription by RNA polymerase II
Cellular component (GO): nucleus
Molecular function (GO): transcription coactivator activity
Source: RefSeq, a predicted model, not a curated record